Diatraea saccharalis (sugarcane borer) is the source of this 2838-nucleotide messenger RNA. Lineage: Eukaryota; Metazoa; Arthropoda; Insecta; Lepidoptera; Crambidae. The record is from the annotation of a GenBank genome assembly.
AAAAGUCAAACUCACAAAUUCUGAAAAGAUUACCGUCUAUUGUAAUUUUGGGUGGUAAAAAUAGCCUAUUGUUUUCUAUUGAACAUUAAAAUGUCAUUAAGGAAAUUAAUAAACCGCACGUGGUAUUUAUUGUUCUAAAUAGCUUGUAGCUGCUAUACCUAUGUCAGUUUUGUGUUGACUGUGUACAGUGAAACAUUAAAAUGGAUGUCGUCGGCAGUGAGAUUGGACAGAAAAUGAGGUCGGCGAUUAAAGCUAAGCUGACCGAACUCGGGUGCUAUGUUGAUGAUGAACUGCCUGAUUACGUAAUGGUCAUGGUGGCUAACAAACGCACUCGCACUCAAAUGGAGGAUGAUUUACAAUUGUUCCUUGGUGACAAUACCAAACUGUUUGUAAAUUGGUUGCAUCAGGUGUUGAAGAAAUUACAGGAAGUGACAGUUACAACACCCUUGAAAGCAGUGGAGCAUGAAGUUGUCAAGGAAAAAGCAUCUAAAGAAAAGAAAUCUAAAGAUAAAAAGGAUAAGGUUAAACUAAAGAAGACAGAUAACGUAAAGAAAGCUAAGAAGAAAGAAAAGUCACACCGUAAAAAGGAAGAUAAGAAAUUACAUAAAAGUAAGAAGAAGAGUAAACAUCAUGAAAUGAUACGCCCUAAUGUGCCUCCACUCCUUAUGAAUAUGGAAAAAGAAUCGGAACCUUCUAUAACUGAUGUGUUUGCUGGUCAAAUAUUGAAAUGUCAUGGUAUCACACUAGAAUCACUAAAAGAUGAACCUAAAAUACCAGAUAUAAAACCGAUUAUUAAAGAAAUAAAAAGACCAAUUCUACCCAUCAUAGACCCGGCUACUAUAUCAUCACAACCAAAUAUAGACUCUGUUCCUGAAACUAAUGAAGUAGCUAAUACUCAAGAAAAAAGACUUAAUACACCUACAGGUGAUAUGAAAGAGGACCAACUAAAAGAGAUAAACGUUAUUGAAGCUAAAAUUCAGGGACUAAAGCAGAAAUUAGCUGAGCAGUUAGAUUCUAUGUCUGAAGAUGAGGACUUUCUAACUAUAAGAACUGAGGCGGAGGAGUUGAUGAAUGAUUUUGCUGAAGACGUGUUUCAGGAAAUCACACAGCAGGCACCAGUAGCAACUCCUCCUCUGCAGCCUAACAAAUCACCACCCAAAGAAACAAUCCCUAAACCUGUAGAAAAACCCCUAGAAGCAGUUGAAACUUUGCCACAGAUUGAACUGAAUUUACCCAAAAGACCUGUCAGAGAAAGGCUAGGAGCUCGGGAAGAGCCCAAAAAGUUGGAAGUAAAGGAAAAGGAACAAGAGAAAAGGAGAAAAAGUCCCGAAAGGUUCACCCCAGACAGAGAGCCUGAACGAAGUAGUAAGUCGGCUAAGAGUCGCGUACAUGACCAUAAAACUAGUUUUGAUUCUGAGGAAUCUGAAACGGACUCCAAAAAGCUUACAUCUCGUGUAUCGGUAUUGGAGAGUCGCGCGACUCGGCCGGGUUGUGCGAGCGUGGUGCGAGUGAGACCGCGGCCGCGUCGCGCCGCUCCCGCUUCCACACUGUUGCUGCGAGCGGUCGCAGAUGCACAUAAGAGCUUGUUAAAUAUUCCACCUAAAGUGGAUCCGGAGCCGCAAAAGGUGAAACGCGCUUUAGUACUGCCAAUGAGACGUGUUGGCGAUCCAAAGAUAGUAAUACAAGUGCCUACAGGAGAACGAGUGCAAGACACGCACAGUGAUAAUAUCAGUCUAGAUAUAGACAGUGAUGAAGAUAAAGACUCCAAACUAAACAGUGAUAUGAAGGACGACUUUAUGCAUAAGCCAAUAACGAGGAAGAUCAAGAAUACAAACUACGUACCGUCCACACGUAAUGAAGGAAGAACCGCCAGUCGGCGAGACGAUUCCCUCAUCAUAGAGACUAUUAAUAUCCACAAUCCAACAGUAGACAAGGAUAAAAACACACAAUUCAUAGUCACAAUGGAUGGAUUCAAUCCAAACGCAUUUCUAGCUAAGAAACUCAUGACCGAAGGAAUUCUGAAUGAUGAAGAUGAAGUUAGUGAUACGCCUAAAGAGACAACAUCAGUAUUGAAAACUAAAGAUGACACGAAAACCAAAGAAGUUGUUCCAACUACUAAAACUCACACCGAACAGUUAGCAGAAAAACCCAGUGUUGAUAAGAAACGUUUAAGUAAUGAAAGUGAAGAGAGUGAAACUCAAGUGAUUAUAAAACAAGAAAAAGAGGAAGCAACCGAUACUAGUCCAGUUCAGAAAGUCGAAAAGAGAAAGAGUGAUAUUACACUUGAUGAUAAUACGGCUGUGAAAAAGAGGAAAGGAUCUCCUAUUGUCUUUGAUGUGAAAAAUAAAGAAGUCCAGAAAGAGAGGGAGAGGACAGAAAGUGUUAGCAGUACUGACAAUCAUGUCGUAGUUGCAACAGCGACGAAGUUACAUAAAUACGAUUCAGUGCCUCCAUUGUCAGCGGCUACCGGUGGCAAGUCCGUGUGGUGCCGCGCGUUCCCGUUGUGCCGGUACGGGGCCGCGUGCGCGUUCCAGCACCCGCGCUGCAAGUUUGCUGCGGCGUGCACGCGCCGCGGCUGCGUGUACUCGCACGCCGCGCCCACACUGUCAUCCCACGUAGUUCCCGCAGCUAAUUACAAGAGUAUAUCAACAGCUGCAAUGCCGAGUAUGUGCAAGUUUUACCCGAAUUGUGUCAACCCUGGAUGUUUGUUCUACCACCCCAAGCCGUGUCGGUACGGCCCUGCCUGUCUCAACAAAUUGGAAUGCAACUUCUAUCACGCGGAAUUACCUGCUACAAAGUGGAGAUACCCAGUUUAGAAUAAUAAACAAAUUAGUAUUU